UAUCCGUACGUAUGCUUCGUUAUAUUUUUCGAUUAAUCGAGUUUCUUCGAACUCGUAAAAAAUUUGCGAAUCGAACGAAACGGUCGGUCGUUACACCGCGCGACGUUUGGUUAAAAAUUCGCGGUUAAAACUGGAACUGAUUCGUGAAUGUUCGUAUAGACUCGGAAACGAUCAAAUAUUUCCUGCGCAAGGAUCACCCACUACUGUGUUAUAUCGAUGACCAGUGCGAAUCCAUUCCUUCGCGAGGACGUUUUACGUCGCACGAAUCGCACGAUCGGCAAAAUUCGAUUGUCGAUUCCUCGUGAAAAUCAGUCAAUUACUCUAGGCUAGUGUUACGAACGAACGUAGAAGAUGCUCGCCAACAAGUGUCAAACUGCGCUUUGUGCUCGAACGUUUUCACGUUGGCAAUUGUUCCAAGGGCAUGCGACUGUUUGGAAGAGAUGUCUAACCGUAACUUUAUCGGAAGAACCAAAUAUGCCAGUGAUCGCGACAGAAAUACCAGGACCUCGAUCACGUAGUUUGUUUCAAGAACUUAACGCGAUACAACAAGCCUCUUCCGUACAAUUUUUCGCAGACUACGAAAAAUCAGUAGGUAACUAUUUAAUGGACGUUGAUGGGAAUAUUUUGCUCGACGUUUAUAUGCAAAUUUCAUCGAUGCCUCUGGGUUACAAUCAUCCAGCUAUGUUAAAAACUCUCGCUGAUCCGGUUAAUCAGAAAAUUAUAGCAAAUAGGCCUGCAUUAGGUAUCUUCCCUGGAAAAGAGUGGCCAGAUAAACUGAAAAAAAUUUUGUUGCAUAAAGAGAUUGCUCCACCAGGAUUGUCUCAUGUUACAACUAUGAUGUGUGGUUCUUGUUCGAAUGAAAACGCGUUUAAAACUAUAUUUAUUUGGUACGCUGAAAAACAAAGGAAGGGUAAUUCGUUCACGAAGGAAGAAAUAGAAACUUGUAUGAUGAAUCAACUUCCCGGUACACCGCGAUUUUCGAUACUUUCGUUUAAAGGCGCAUUUCAUGGCCGAACAUUGGGAUCCCUUUCGACGACGCAUAGUAAAUACAUUCACAAGAUAGAUAUCCCAGCUUUUGAUUGGCCUACAGCAUCGUUUCCCGUAUACAAAUAUCCGUUGAAUGAAAAUAUUAGAGAAAAUCAGCAAGAAGAUAAACGAUGUUUAGCCCAUGUAGAGGAAUUAUUUGAAAAAUAUAAAACCGAGAAGAAAAUUCCAGUUGCUGGUGUGAUAGUUGAACCGAUUCAAGCAGAAGGGGGUGAUAAUCAUGCAUCUCCUGAAUUUUUUCAAGAAUUACAACGUAUAACGAAGAAACAUGGUGCAGCAUUGUUAAUCGAUGAAGUACAAACAGGUGGCGGGCCAACAGGAAAAAUGUGGUGUCACGAACAUUUUAAUCUAGAAUUUCCUCCAGAUUUGGUAACUUUUAGUAAAAAGAUGCAAUUGGGUGGUUAUUAUCACAUCGAAUCUUUAAAGCCUAAACAAUCGUUCCGUGUUUUUAACACUUGGAUGGGAGAUCCAAGUAAAAUAAUAUUACUUGAAGCGGUAUUAGAGACGAUAAGAAAGGAAAAUCUUUUACAUAGGGUUACAGUUGUUGGAGAUUAUAUACUAAAAAAAUUGAUGAAUUUGCAAAAUGAAUUUUCUACUAUGAUUAAUUCCGUACGCGGACGUGGAACGUUCAUUGCGUUUAAUUGCGCUUCACCUGAAUUACGAGAUGUGAUAAUUAAGAAACUUUUAAGCAAAGGUAUUCAAACCGGUGGCUGUGGAACCGCAGCGAUAAGAUUAAGACCUGCCUUGACGUUUACGGAAAAACAUGCCGAUAUAUUUCUGGAUCGUCUUCGAUCUAUUUUAAAAGGACAAUAAUUUUAAAGAAAUAAUGCUAUAUCGAGUUAUAUGCCGAGAUGCAUUCCACGUGUCUUCCAAAAUUGUCUUCCAAAAUCGUAAAGAGAUUAGAUAAUUUUAAUAUACUUAUACAUACGUCAGAGAAUGUUUAUGAAUAUAUUU
Messenger RNA from Apis laboriosa (Himalayan honeybee), 1998 nucleotides. RefSeq names its product 4-aminobutyrate aminotransferase, mitochondrial (gene Gabat). The record is from RefSeq and is a predicted model, not a curated record. NCBI's taxonomy places the organism in Eukaryota, Metazoa, Arthropoda, Insecta, Hymenoptera, Apidae. Bases 352 to 1857 code for a protein of 501 amino acids. The transcript is spliced from 10 exons. Gene Ontology annotation, molecular function: pyridoxal phosphate binding. Gene Ontology annotation, cellular component: mitochondrion. Gene Ontology annotation, biological process: GABA catabolic process.